Mytilinidion resinicola is the source of this 1931-nucleotide messenger RNA. RefSeq lists its product as uncharacterized. The record is from RefSeq and is a predicted model, not a curated record. Bases 1 to 1851 code for a protein of 616 amino acids. The transcript has 5 exons. Lineage: Eukaryota; Fungi; Ascomycota; Dothideomycetes; Mytilinidiales; Mytilinidiaceae.
AUGGCCGAUGAGCCCUUUCCGUAUCUCUAUCGGACCAUCUUCACCCUGUUGGUCGGUCCUGACAAACAGCGAUAUCCUGUCCACAAGGAGUUGCUUGCAAGCAAGUCAUCUGCAGUUGCGAAGCUUAUUGAUUCGCCCCAACUUUAUUCCCAGAUCAAAAAGUCGCUGCUAGAGUCGCUCAAUGAAUUGGAGAGGCUGCCCAAGGCUGCACCAAGCUCGUCUACACUCAAUUGCAUCGUUCGCUGCAUCAUGAAGGAAGCAAUCUGGUUGGAUGGCCGUAGCGCACCUUACGGACUCAGUGGAACUGCCGCCGAUCUUCGUCCACUGAGAAAGGAAGUAGUGGAGGCUCUCCAUGACCACGACUGGAAUUGGCGACCGGAUACAGAGGGAUCGAAUAUUGACGAGUCGGAGGACGAUUCGAAUACGGACGGAUACAGCAUACGACAGGGGAACUUCAUAUUCUACGACUUGAGAGAACACAGAGAGCUUGACGUCCUCGACAAUGCUGUUGCCAUUCUCAUCAAGGGAGCUAAGAAGCAACUUGGUCAACACUGCCUCCACCCACGGGAAACCGAAGAUGUUGAGAAGAAUCGCCUUAAACUUCCAGAUGAGCGACCCCGAGUCGUGGAAAUGCUUGUCCACGCGCUCUAUACUAGUCGUCUCCAAACAAUGGAUGCGCGAAGCGUGUUCCACGACACUGCGCCAUAUGACCGCCUCCAAGUAUUUUGCCUUGCUUUCGAGUUGGGUAUCACAUCUAUACAACAGCUCAUCGUGGAAUCCUUCUUGAAGAAGCGGACUGGGCCCACACCACUUCGCUAUAUUCUCUUUGCGCUCGCUGCUGCAGAGAAUGGUAGUCCGGCGAAGAAGCUGCUUGGCUGGCUCCUGCGCGACCUGUCGGCUGAGCUGCUUAGUGUCUGCCCGGAUGGCCAAAACCUCUCCCUAAAUGCCGUCGGCAGUGCAGGCAUCGAUGAAUGCAAUGACGACGAAGUUCUCAACCUGGUUUGUGAUGACUGUUGGGCCUACAUGACUAGCAUAUCUGACGUUCUAAAGCACGUCGCCGAAACUGACCACGAGAACGUGUCCAAGCGUACCACGAAGAGCAAGCCAUUCCUUCUACAGAAGCACAAACCUAUGUUUGAGGAAUUCAAAGCAAAGCUUGAGGCUCAACAGCGUCGCAAAUGUAUCCACAGCGAGCUAUUCCGUCGCCCUGUGUCUUCCACUCACAAGGAGACUAUUGCGCGAGGCGAAGAAUCAUCGAUCUGGGACUCAGCUCUCGACGUUUCGGCCUCCACACCCCGAAAAGUCUUCCGCUGCGAUGAGUGCUGUGAGCAGCUUGGCAGCAAGUCUGAAAUGAAGAACCAUACGGAUUUCUCCUGCCACGAGAAAUUCUCCGAAUUGAACCCGGACGAGAUCAGAAAGCUCACAAACGCAGAGAAGAAAGCCGUUUGCCAGUUCAAACCUUCAACACCCGAAGACCUCGUCGCCAACGAUGACGAAGUAAACGAUGAUCUCUAUGAGCACCCCAGAAACGUUAUGACGGAAAACGCCGGCACUAACCUCAUGGAGAAUCGGCGACUCACCCGCGCGCAACACAAGCUCAAGCGCCCGACCAAGGCCCCAACACCAGGAGUCGUCGUCGCUAACGAUGAAGACGAUGGCUACAAGCUCUACGAAAAUAGUGCGACGGCGAACCCCAGACGGGAAAGAAGCGAAAGGCCGCUGUCCCUGACGGCGAUCACUCGAAGAAUCAGCCAGUCAAGAAACCGAGAACGCGUGCCGCUGCUGCACUUGAGCGGAGGGGUAAUAGUCCUGGGCAGAGUGGGGAACAAUCAACUUAAGUUGAUAGAUUGAUUGAUUUGAUUUGGUUCAACCAAAUCAAUCAAUCAAUCCGAAGAGGUGGAUUUUAUCAAUCAAAUCAACUUCAAGGCAUC